Rosa chinensis is the source of this 1943-nucleotide messenger RNA. Its product is annotated as protein MODIFIER OF SNC1 11. Gene Ontology annotation, cellular component: nucleus. Lineage: Eukaryota; Viridiplantae; Streptophyta; Magnoliopsida; Rosales; Rosaceae. Bases 119 to 772 code for a protein of 217 amino acids. The transcript has 6 exons. Gene Ontology annotation, biological process: poly(A)+ mRNA export from nucleus. The record is from RefSeq and is a predicted model, not a curated record.
UACUUCACCUUCACAAAUCACAACCUAACCCACACCAAACGACAUCUGUUCUCUCUUUCUCUUUCCGUCGUUGACACCGAUCUACGCAUUCUCCGAUUCCCACCGUAAACCUAAUCCAAUGGCCAGCAUCGAUACCCAGAAACCCACCGACACCACUCCCGCCGUCGAAAACCCUACCAAAGCCGUCGACCCCCCGGCCCCAGCCGCCGCGCCUAAACCAGAUCUCCCCGUAGACCCUCCCACCGAGACUCCCGCCCCUACAGCCCCACCCUCCGCCGUUGACUCAGCUGAAAACGUGUCCAAGGCGGACUCCGAGGACCCCAAGACCGCUGCGGCCGCAGAGGAUGGCGCUGCUCCGGCUUCUGUUGUUGAGAAGAAGAUCCGCCGCGCCGAGCGCUUCGGUAUAUCUGUGCAGCUCACUGAAGAAGAGAAGCGCAAUUCUCGAGCUGAAAGAUUUGGUACUGUUUCUACAUCACAUGGAUCAGAAGCAUCCAAAAAGUCUGAGGAGCUGAAGAGAAAGGCUAGAGCAGAGAGGUUUGGGAUUGCUGCUCCACCUGUGGCAAGUGAUGAGGAUGCGAGGAAGAAAGCUCGACUGGCCCGAUUUGCACCUGUUUCUAAGACUGCUAAACCUGACCCUCAGGAAGAAGAAAAAAGGAAGGCAAGGUCACUCAGGUUUUCAAAUGGUUCUGCAGGUUCUCUCUCUCAAGUGAAUGACAAGGGAAAUAUUGAGCAGAAGGCAGCGAUUGCAGGCGGUGCUGUAGGAAAGGCAUGAAAGGAAGCUUCCUCUCUUAGUAGUACGUUAAUUUUUCUUCGUUUAGGGUUCUAACAUUUUGUGAUUCCCUUGAGGCUUCCUACCUAUACCUACUUCUGAUUGCAUGGGUUAUCAGGCGAUGCAUUUUCCAUUUAGAUAUAUAUCUUCUACAAGUUGGUGAACAAAAUUCGGUGGCAAGGAGGAGCUUUAUUUCAUACUGGAUUUGGUAAUGAAGAACUACCUGCUUAUUGUUAGCGUACCUUGAAAUCUACCAAGAAUGUCUUAAAUUCAGAAUACAACCUAGGGAAAAUCAUUAAUCUACCAGGAUUUUUUGGCGACCGUUUGGUGGUUACUCUUCCGAUAUCUCUAUUGACACAAGGACAACUGCUCAUUUUGGCUUAUGGUCGCAUACUCAUGAUGCAGUGUUGAACAGUAGUACCAAGUUGGUUUUCUGAGUGAGUCUAUAUAGUCUGAUGAAUGGUAAUCAACGUUAUAAACUGCUAAUGGUAGGAUGAAUUUUGGAAAACUAUAAACUAAAAAUUAGAAGAGUCAAGCAGUGAAUAAUAGGGAAUGGCUUCAACAGUAUCAGUUAUGAGGGAGGCAUAUCUGCAGUUAAGUAAUGUAGUAUUUUUAUGUAUCUGAGCUAGCUAUUUUAUCUUUUUUACUUUUGCUUGUGGUUCAAAGUUUUUUGGUUUCGUAUUUGAUAAUAGCAUGAGAGUGUUCAGAUGAGAGGUAUAACCAUGUACUGUUGAGUAGUAUUGUCCAACACUGUGUCAUGAGAAGUAUGACCGAGAUGGGUUCAAGAGUUAAAGGUAAUUAUUACAUAUCAGUUUGUCAGAUUUGCUGAACAGUGGAUCCAAAAGCCGGAAGCCUUCCCUAGAUUGUAUUACUAGAAUUUGUGAUAUUCUUGGUUGUUGAUUCAAGGUCUCUUUGAGGGUAGUUGUGGAUUUUCUUAAGCUUUGCCGGGUGAGUAGUGCAAUCUUCAGGUAGGGUUUUGGGAUAGGAUUGUACUCUUUGAAUUUUGUUCAGUUUUAGCUUUGUAAUUUUUAUAUUUUGUAUAUGAAGCUUUCACUGGAAAAAUGUAAAGACGUCCAUUGUAUGUCGAAAUUUAUUUUUCUUUUAGCUUAUUGUGGAUGGAGGACCUGUUUGACUUUUUUAUAAAAGGGAAUCACAAAAUGUUGGUUUAUGUUCU